Messenger RNA from Cyclocybe aegerita, 810 nucleotides. The record is from the annotation of a GenBank genome assembly. NCBI's taxonomy places the organism in Eukaryota, Fungi, Basidiomycota, Agaricomycetes, Agaricales, Hemipholiotaceae.
AUGCAGGAUCUGACCGGGACCAUUCACCAAGUUUUCACCAACGUCCUGACGGUAAGUCAGGCGUUUACCGAGACGACACAUGAACAUUUUCUCCUGCACCAUGAGGCGCAUUCGGUGUCCAGUAUCCCACUUUUAAAUGCGCACCUCGGAGGAAAUUGCCAUCUCCAUGCCCAGCGUGUUUCAGGCUCGAAAUUGUUGACAACCAAAUUACUGAAACUCGGGCGCUUCUUGAUCACCUGGAAAGUCACCGUACCGCGUUGGAAGAAGAAGUCAGUGCUUGUCAUCCUGAUGAACCACUCCGAGUGCGCAGACAGCGAUGUCAUUCGCCUCCUCAGUCUUCUACAGAACGUCCCAACGCUCGAAGAACUUGAAUUACACAAAAUUUACCUUCACGAUGACUUCUUUGCGCUCCUCGCACUCCUUCAGUCGCGGGAUCCCAAUCUAGGAGGCGAUUAUGUACAAACACCCGCGGUCCUACCCCGUCUCCAGACACUCCACUUGUCCAUCCCCUACGGACCUCUCGCUUUUUCAUGGUCCGCUGUGCAGCAGGCUCUAUCGAAGCGAGCCGCUCACGCGCACACCGAAGAUGGCCGUCCCCUGCUAGACCGAGUGGACAUUAAAGUAUCGGUUAAGGACAACGAAGAGGGGUACUAUAUCAACGAAGCCGGAGUCGCAAUAUUCGAAGGGCUUAUAGAUGAAGGGGUCGAAAUCAAGAUCCGGAACUCGUCCAGGACCGAGGCGCACAGUAUGUUGGCGAAUUCGAAAGCCCAUCACGAGGAGAGGAUGCGAGAGCUCGGGAGCGACGUCUAG